Molecule: messenger RNA, 291 nt
Organism: Cryphonectria parasitica EP155
Lineage: Eukaryota; Fungi; Ascomycota; Sordariomycetes; Diaporthales; Cryphonectriaceae
Product: LSM-domain-containing protein
Exons: 3
Coding region: 1-291 (96 amino acids)
Biological process (GO): mRNA splicing, via spliceosome; spliceosomal snRNP assembly
Cellular component (GO): U1 snRNP; U5 snRNP; U2 snRNP
Molecular function (GO): RNA binding
Source: RefSeq, a predicted model, not a curated record
AUGACUGGACGAGGAGGCGGUGGUGGCCGUCGCGUUCUUCUACCCCCGAUCAACUUCAUCUUCAAACUGCUUCAGCAGCACUCGACCGUGCAGAUUUGGCUGUACGAGCAGCUUGCCAUCCGCAUUGAGGGAAAGAUCCGAGGUUUUGAUGAGUUCAUGAACCUGGUGAUUGACGAUGCGGUCGAGGUGCGGCAGGUGACGAAAACGAAUGACAAGGAGACGCGGAGGGAUCUGGGCCAGAUCCUUCUGAAGGGCGACAAUGUGUCUCUGAUCCAGAGUCUGUCGGGUUAG